Molecule: messenger RNA, 5240 nt
Organism: Acanthochromis polyacanthus (spiny chromis)
Lineage: Eukaryota; Metazoa; Chordata; Actinopteri; Pomacentridae
Gene: usp42
Product: ubiquitin specific peptidase 42
Exons: 16
Coding region: 692-4195 (1167 amino acids)
Biological process (GO): regulation of apoptotic process; protein deubiquitination
Cellular component (GO): nucleus; cytosol
Molecular function (GO): cysteine-type deubiquitinase activity; cysteine-type endopeptidase activity
Source: RefSeq, a predicted model, not a curated record
UUUAACUGUGUAGCGGUAAUAUUUCGGAGACUCCAGGUCGCUCAUAUUUGAUGUAGUAGUCUUACACCGGUUGUCUAUGUCAUGUCGGAACGAGCGGCGCAGUGAGCACACACAGCCGCCGGUGUCGAGCCCCUCCUUUCUCCUCUAGCUAGACGUCCCGUUACUCACAGCCCACCCAUUUUAAAUCAAAUAUGCCUCAAAGUGAAACCAAAAAAAACCCAACUAAUUACUCCCCUACGUCCCAGUCCUUAGCUGUGUUUCUCUCCGCCAUGUCAGCCCGCGUCCAUCGUGCCGAGCUAGCUAGCUAGCUAGCUAGCCGCAUUAGCAACAAUAUUGCCGCACGAACGCCGCCGCGCGUAAUGUUAGCUGCGCUUGCUAGCUGUGUGUUACGUUCGCCGUUUCUAUGGGGUCUGUUUAUUAAGGAACUGAACAGAACUGCUCAUUCUUCGCUACAACUCUGGAAGAAAAGGAAGAUUUUAGUCUUUGCUCCGUCUCCUACAAGAGAUAUCAGAAGGUUUUGUGCGUGGUUUCUUGAAGUUUAGCUUCGCUGCGUGUUAAAGGCCUAGCUGCCGUCUGUUAGCCAGUGUGAAGCAGUCUGUUGGAGCAGGUGGGAGGGAACAGCUGCUGUUGUAAACGUGCUUCCGACCAGGAAAUUUGUUCAACUACCAGCGUUGACUUGGUGCUAUGAACAAUGACCAUAGUUGACAGAUCUUCAGAAAAGUCUGACCACGAGUCAGUCGGAUGUAACCGAUCCUCCUUCGCUAGUGGAGACGUGGGGAUGGACGGUAGUUGUUCCAGCAGCUGGGCAGUGGGCUCCACCAUGCCCAGUGACUCUCCAAGGCUGAAGGCUCCGGGAUGCGUGGGCCCGACGAUUGGAGCUGCUGUUUACAACAGUACACCCUCAUCUGUGGAGCGGCCCAAGGAGCAAGUGAUAAGCAGUACCGAUGGAAUUGACUUGCCCCAGAAGGUCCUAUUCUCUCCAGAGCGGCUCGUCCUAAAGUGGACCCAAGUUCACCGCAUUGGUGCAGGCCUGCAGAACAUGGGGAACACCUGUUUCCUCAACUCAGCUCUGCAGUGUCUCACCUACACCCCUCCGUUAGCUAACUACAUGCUGACGCGGGAACACUCCAAAACAUGUCAUGAGCCAGGGUUCUGUAUGAUGUGCACCAUGCAAAACCACAUCAUUCAGGUUUUUGCCAACUCUGGGAAUGUCAUUAAGCCCAUUGGUGUGCUAAACGAGCUCAAAAGGAUUGCAAAGCACUUCCGCUAUGGAAGCCAAGAAGAUGCUCAUGAGUUUCUGCGGUACACAGUGGAUGCUAUGCAAAAGUCCUGCUUACCUGGAACCAAAUUGGACAGGCUAACGCAGGCAACCACUUUUAUUCACCAAGUAUUUGGCGGGUACCUAAGGUCCAGAGUUAAAUGUUUAAACUGCAAAGCAGUGUCAGAUACAUUUGACCCUUUCCUGGAUGUUACUCUGGAAAUUAAGACGGCUCUCAGUGUCUCCAAGGCUCUGGAGCAGUUUGUCAAGCCAGAACAGCUGGAUGGCGAAAAUUCCUACAAAUGCACCAAGUGCAAAAAAAUGGUCACAGCCUCAAAGAGAUUCACAAUACAUCGCAGCUCCAAUGUGCUCACCCUCUCACUCAAACGGUUUUCAAACUUCAAUGGAUGCAAAAUCACAAAGGAUGUGAAAUAUCCAGAGUACUUGGACCUACGCCCCUUCAUGUCUCAGUCCCAAGGGGAGCCCCAGCUCUAUGGACUGUAUGCUGUACUGGUUCACUCUGGAUUCAGUUGUCAUGCCGGACACUACUUCUGCUAUAUUAAGGCAAGCAAUGGUCAGUGGUAUCAGAUGAACGACUCGUCUGUGUCUGUCAGUGACAUCAGGUCUGUUCUCAACCAGCAGGCCUACAUGCUCUUCUACAUCAAAUCCACUGAUGUGAAAAAAACUGGGGACUAUACCCACCUGAGCCAUAAUCCAGGUAUCUCUGGCCAGUCAUCUCCACGACCGGUGGUAACACCACGCAUCAACCCCACCGUCCACCACAACAACAUUGGUUUUAUUGGUCCCCAACUGCCACCACAAAUGACCAAGAGCACUCUCCACGUUAAUGGGAAUGGAUCUCUGAGGGACUAUCCCACAAGCUCCAAGCCCAGCACCAGCAGCGUGGUGGGAAAACCAGGGCAUGGACUGGCUUCUUCUUCCUCCAUCUCCCACUCGAUCAGCCGGCCCACAAUGAUCCCAGACCACGACAAACGGCAGAAGCUUUCAUUUUUCAUUGGACAGGGCAAACAGAACCGCCCAUCCUCCUCCUCGUCCUCUUACAGCCAGCCGUCCUCUGCCAGCAGCUCCUCCUCCAGCUCUUUAUCCUCCUCACAGUCUACCUCAGACGUCCGUUCAGACGUUCGCUUUGUUCUACGUCAACUUAACCACGUUAAUGGCACGUCUUGCAGUAACGUGGAUCACCACAGUGGAGGGAACGGAGCGUCAUUCCUGGUGCCGUAUGGCCAAGAAUCUUCAGAAGAAUCUGACCAGGAGACCCCUGGCUCUCUGGAUAACGGCUGUUUAUCCGAGUCUCACCCUAAGGGAAAUAAUGGCACUGAAAAUUUUAGCAGUUCUCCUAAAACUACCAAUGGAGAGUCAGGAGUGCACCAUAAUGGCAAUGGAUUAAAUGGACAAACCUAUGGAGUCUCUAAAUCCAACCAAAACGGACACCAUUAUGGACACCACAAAGUGAAUGGACACAACACCUCUGACAAGGUCUCUGGCAGUAAUCAUGGCAGUUUCUCCUCUGUGGCUCCUGCUGCUAAUGGACUAAGCAGUGACUGUAGUCAACCAAACAAAGAGGCCCAUGCUCCUUCCUCAUCCCAGGCCAGUUCUUCUCAGAGCAUUCAUCCUGCUGCUAAUGAAGGCCAACACCUCUCUACUCCUGAAAUAAGGGCUAAAACUCUGUCUGAACCCCUGCCUCAGCACACAGCACCUAUGGCUGUUUGUUCUCCACCUCCUGCUACUGCUACAAAGACCCAUUCUGUUGCAUCUAUAGAAUCUGCUGCUUCUUCUGGGCAUCAUGGCAACCCUGCGGCCUUAUCCACCCAGCCAGACUGCUCUCAAAGCACCAGUGGGCCAUCUGUAUCUCCACAGAAGGUUAGCAUCAGCAAGAAUGAAGCCAAGGACCUACCACAAAGUAAUGGUCCAUCAGCAGUGACUGAGGAACGUCCAGAUACUAAGGAGCAGCAUCAGUCCAAGCCCAGUUAUAGAGUCAAUGAAAGACAAUCCUCCCGAGACAGGGAGAGAGACAGAUUCUACUCUGAUACUGGCAGAGACCGGGAGAGACACUACAGGGACAGGAGCCCGGAACGGCUGAGACGGGACUACCGAGAUAACCGCAAUUAUCGCUCAUACAGGGAUCGUUCCCCUCUUCAAGAACGCUCAAAAAGAGACUGGGAUUCUGAGCGUCGACGGGAGCGAACUGGUUAUCUCCCUAGAGACCGCGAUCGUGACAGAAGCUCUUACAAUUACAACUACUACCGCCAACGAUACAGGGAGGCUGUGGAUUGGGGGCGGAAGGGAUACGAUUACUACCGUGAGGACUCUCAUAAUCAGCGCAGGUGGCACAAAGAAAGUCGAGAUUCCCGGGCAAUUAAGGACAGGAGCGAUGGCAGGGAGAGAGACUAUUACCCUUCUAAAGAGGGGACUUCCUUCCCUGCAACAGUGUCAGAAACAAGCAAGUUGAAGGGCUCCCCACCACGACUUCUCCUCUCCACAUCUGAAUCAGCACCGAACAGGGAGGAUCAAAAUCACAGGAGGACUGCUGAUCGUCCGAGCAAGGAGAGGGACGACAGCGCUGAGGCCCAUCACUCUAAAAAACACAAAAAGAGCAAGAAAAAGAAGAAGUCGAAAGAUAAAGACAGACACCGUGAGAGCGGAAGCUCCGACGGCGAUUCUGACAGAGCCACUGAAACAAAAAAGAAGAAAAAGAAAAAGAGGAGGCACCGGGACAGCGAUCCUGAGGAGCACAGCCCAGGAGCAGCUCGGAGCCACAGAAACAGGAGCAGUGAGGAAAGAGAGAGCCGCAAGCGACGUUACUCAGACUUUAAGGACUCUAAGCAUGACAGCUGUUAUUCACCAGGAAAACGUCGCCGCACAGACAGUGCCGACGACAGAUUAUAUUGUAUUUUUACCACAACUAAAGUGUUUUAAAUGUUCAAGAAUAUUUUCUUUUUGUUUUUAGUUUCUUUUUUUUAACGGCAUUGAUUUAUUUGCCAUAAUUCUCCUAACUGUUAUAAAAAAAUACAACACAAAAAACUGUUACCUGGUCGAACAUUUAUGAUGAAAAAUAUUAAUAUAUACUUGUAUGAACACAAACAAAGCCUGGAGCUUAAACAUCUCAACUGCUGCUCAGUGGAACUCAGGACUUAAAAACUUGUUAACAUCCAUCACUGAUAUCCACCUGCUAUAAAGAAAAGAACGAAAUUAAAGGGAAAAUUAGAAGAGAAGAACUGUAAGGCAUCAUGUUGGUUGCGAGUAAGAUGUCACCAUAUCUACAGAGCUGCAAAGUUUUUAGUUUUUUCUUUGAUCCCACUGGGAGCAGUCAAACUAAUGGAGGGAGAUAUUUGUGAAGGGGACUGAUGAGCGCAGUGGUGGGAACAAGGCUUCGCUGACUGAUACCUCCAUGUUAACCCUGGACAGACUUGAGAACAUUUCCCAGCUUUUUCUUCACGUCUUUGUUUCCAUUUCGCUCUGAAGCCUAAGAUUCACACUUUUUAAACUUUUUCACAAGAUGCAGAGGUUUUUUUUUUCUCUGGAUCAUGCCUGUCUCCUGUCAUUCUGUUGUUUUCUUUUUAAACAUUCAAAAAGACAAGCAUCAAAAACUUUGUUAUCAUGGCUGUGGACCAUUUGUGUUAGCUUUUUAAUGACAAAAUACAGUUUGUGUCUUCUAGCGUCAUGAAAAAAUACUGUGAAUUUAAUUUUGAACUGUACUAUCAGUUAUUUUUAUACGUAAAGAUCCUGUAUCAGGAUUCUCAGAUGUUUUGUUGAUUCAUUUUGUUUUUAGGAAAACUUGUAAUUUUGACCAUAUUCGCUGAACAAAAGUCAGUAAUGAGUAUGGUUUGCGUUUUUCUUUCUUUUUCAGCUUUAGACAGAAGUUGGGGGGGAAAAAACUGCUGUUAUACUUUUAGUUUAGCAUGUCAGAAUUUAUACAUUGUAUAAGGUAAAAGCCUUAAAAUACAUUUGUUAUUGUCAGAAA